Paracoccidioides brasiliensis Pb18 is the source of this 480-nucleotide messenger RNA. RefSeq lists its product as uncharacterized. The record is from RefSeq and is a predicted model, not a curated record. The transcript is spliced from 3 exons. Bases 1 to 480 code for a protein of 159 amino acids.
AUGGCAGACGUAGACCCUCACACAAACACCGGAUUCACGUCAGCGAUGGAUGAAGCUGCCGCUGCUUCCCAGCAGGAAGGGUUGGGCAGCGCGAAAACCGAACGGUCUCAAAGCACAGGCGACCCCUUCGCCAGUCAGCGGACACCUGAUAACGAUCCCUUUGCGAGGACUGCUUCUACCGAACUGUCUCCUGUUGCCACCUCUCCCUCUCCACAGCAAUCUCCCAUAGAUAGACGGAUGAGCAAAGAGUGGGGGAGGAUAAACUUCAAAAAGUAUGGCGCAAUAAAAUGUGGGGCUGACCGACCGGAUGCUUAUUCCGGGGCUUCUAUGAGCACAGACGCCUCGAAAGUCCCGCCGUCAAGAUUCCAACGAAGGGAAGGGAGUAUCUUUUCAACGUCGAGCUCAAGAGAUAGCCAUUUGAGUCGCAAGGACCGCGAUUCCGCGUUCCACGCCAAACUAAAGGAAAAGGUUAGUUGUUGA